AUGAAUACAGAAGUAGUACCAAAAACAGAGACAGAGUACAAGGCAAUGGUCGAAGCCAGAGAAAGAAUAGGCAUUCCAGCCAACUUUGUGUCCUUCAAAAGAUCACAGAGAAACGUCUACCCAAGAUACGCCUUAUUGAAGAUGGAAAAUGUAACUACAAAAGAGCAGGCUGAGAAAUACAUCGGAAGAGCUGUUGAGAUGUACAUCCCAAAGACAAAGGUGCAACUGUCUGGAUACAAGGAAAGAGUAGUCACAGGAUACAUCCACAGAGUCCACGGAAACUCUGGAAUCGUCAGAGCAAGAUUCGAGAAGAACCUAUGCCCUAAAUUCAUAGGAUCAUUCGUAUACGUGCAGUUAUACAAGGCCAAUCCAAACUACUUCCAAAAAGACUAA
This is a messenger RNA of Nematocida minor, 393 nucleotides long. RefSeq names its product large subunit ribosomal protein L35Ae. NCBI's taxonomy places the organism in Eukaryota, Fungi, Microsporidia. Gene Ontology annotation, molecular function: structural constituent of ribosome. The record is from RefSeq and is a predicted model, not a curated record. The coding region runs from base 1 to 393 and encodes 130 amino acids. The transcript has a single exon. Gene Ontology annotation, cellular component: cytosolic large ribosomal subunit; ribosome. Gene Ontology annotation, biological process: cytoplasmic translation; ribosomal large subunit biogenesis.